GGAACCUGAAUUCUCGGUCUCUGUAGACGGGGACUGAAUAAUACGGGACACAACCGGGAAAACACAAAUUGAGGGAACAUGGCGCGGGCUGCGAAGACGGCGAUGGUUCUGUGUAUGGACGUGGGAUUCGCCAUGAGUCACUCCUAUCGGGGGGAGGAGACGCCCAUCAUGGAGGCCAAGAAAGUCAUGAGGCUGUUUGUGCAAAGACAGGUGUUUGCAGAAACCAAGGAUGAGAUUGCGGUUGUGCUGUUCGGCACUGAUGGCACAGACAACGCCCUGGCGACCGGUGACCAAUACCAGAACAUCACCGUGCAGCGACAUCUCAUGCUUCCUGACUUCCAGCUGCUGGAUGAGAUCGAGAAUAAUCUCCAGGCCGGGGCCCAGCAGGCCGACUUCGUGGACGCCCUGAUCGUCUGUAUGGAUCUUCUCCAGAAGGAGACGCUCGGUAAGAAGUACGAGCGCCUUCACAUCGCCGUCCUGACGGAUCUGAGCAGUCACUUCUCCGAGGAUCAGCUGCAGAUCAUCAUCGCCAACCUAAAGAAAGCCGGCAUCACCCUGCAGUUCUUUUUACCCUUCCCUAUAGAUGACGAUGAGGACGGAGCCGGGGGUCAGGAUGGAGGAGAUGACGGACGGAGGCUCGGCCCACCCAAAGGACUGUCUGACCAGCAGAAAGAUGGCGUCCGGAUGGUGAAGCAGAUCAUGUUCGCCCUGGAGGGGGAGGACGGCCUGGACGAGGUUUACACCUUCAGAGACAGUCUGGAGAAACUCUCCAUCUUCAAGAAGAUCGAGCGGACACCUAUGCCGUGGCAGUGUACAAUGACCAUCGGCUCCCAGAUCUCCAUACGGAUUGUGGGAUACAAGUCUGUCACAGAGGAGAAGGUGAAGAAGAGCUGGAUGAGCGUGGACGCCAAAUCGCUACGAAAAGACGACGUCCAGAAGGAAACCGUGUUCUGUCUGAACAAUGACGAGGAAACCGAGGUCCAGAGAGAUGACACCAUCCAAGGAUUCCGCUAUGGCAGUGACAUCAUUCCCUUCUCCAAAGUGGAUCAGGAACAGAUGAAAUACAAAAUCGAAUCCAAGUGCUUCUCUGUCCUGGGGUUCACUAAAGCCUCACAGAUCGACAGGACUCAUUUUAUGGGCAACCAGGUCCUAAAGGUCUUCGCCCCAAAAGAUGAUGAAGCCGCUGCAGUUGCUCUCUCCGCUUUAAUUCAUGCUCUUCAUGACAUGGAAAUGGUGGCCAUCGUACGCUACGCCUACAACAGAAUCUCUAACCCUCAGGUCGGAGUGGCGUUCCCGUGUAUCAAGGAGAAAUAUGAGUGUCUGGUGUAUGUACAGAUGCCGUAUAUGGAGGAUCUCCGUCAGUAUCUCUUCUCAUCUCUCAGUAAUAAGAAGAAGGUGAAGCCCUCAGAUGCUCAGCUCUCGGCCGUGGACUCUCUGAUUGACACGAUGAGUUUGGUCCAUGAGGAUGAGGAGGGGGUUGAAGAUUUAUUGAAACCAAGUAAAAUCCCAAAUCCUCAGUUUCAGAGAUUAUUCCAGUGCCUGCAGCACAAGGCCUUCCACCCCGAGGACCCCCUCCCGGACAUAGAUCAGUAUCUCCUGGACAUGCUGCAGACCCCUGCACCGGUGAAGGCUCGCUGUAAGGCUGCACUGACCAAGGUGAAGAGCUGCUUCCCCCUCCAGGAGUCGGCCAAGAAGAAGGAGCCGGUGACUGCGCAGAACAUCUUCACUGACAGUAACCAGGGGCCCGAGGCCAAGAAAUUGAAGACUGAGGAUGAGGAUUUCAAUAUCGCAAAAUUGGCUGAUGGCAACAUCACAUCUGUGGGAAGUGUGAACCCGGCCGAUGACUUCCGUGUCCUGGUCAGAAAGAAAUCCUCAGACUUCCAGGAUGUCAGUAAGCAGCUGAUGAAGCGGAUCCACGAGUGUCUGGACAUGAAGCAGCUGCAGUAUUACAUCAAGAGCCUGAGCUGCAUCAAGUGUUUCCGGGCGGAAGCUGUUCGGUUGUCCCGCGCACAGGAGUUCAAUGGCUUCCUCCAGUCUUUAAAAGAUCGGACGGCGAUCGGCGUGUUCAAGGAAUUCUGGGAAAUCUUGGUUCAGGAUGGGAUUUCCCUGAUAACACGUGAAGAAGUUACAGACAGCGCGGUGACUCCGGACGAGGCCAGACAGUUCUUGGUCCCGGUUGAGGAGAAGGAGGAGGACACGUCCAUGGCGGACGAGGGCGGAGACGUUGAUGAUCUGCUGGAUAUGAUAUAAUGGAGUCGUCUGAACAUCAGAUACAACAAGACUGACGUUCUAUUGUAUUUUCUAUCUGUUGUUGUGGAGAUGGAGUUCGGCCGAUCACUGAGGAGGUGUCGGAUCUCACAUGUUUAUUUACUUUUUUUGUCUUCUUCUUCUUGUUUCUUAGCACUUAGACCCUUCUAACGCUGGGUUCACACUAUGUUUGUAGUGUACAAGUGACUGAUCCGGUUGGGAGGAGAGAAAAUCGUCCGGAUCCGGCCCGGACCUGAUUCAUUACAAU
Messenger RNA from Hyla sarda, 2515 nucleotides. RefSeq names its product X-ray repair cross complementing 5 (gene XRCC5). Gene Ontology annotation, biological process: DNA recombination; cellular response to X-ray; double-strand break repair via nonhomologous end joining. The transcript has 21 exons. Bases 79 to 2250 code for a protein of 723 amino acids. Gene Ontology annotation, molecular function: damaged DNA binding; telomeric repeat DNA binding; double-stranded DNA binding. The record is from RefSeq and is a predicted model, not a curated record. Lineage: Eukaryota; Metazoa; Chordata; Amphibia; Anura; Hylidae. Gene Ontology annotation, cellular component: nucleus; Ku70:Ku80 complex.